Messenger RNA from Ostreococcus lucimarinus CCE9901, 829 nucleotides. It is a transcript of the gene psaF, whose product is annotated as psaF, PSI-F, subunit III, photosystem I polypeptide. The transcript has 2 exons. The coding region runs from base 27 to 725 and encodes 232 amino acids. Gene Ontology annotation, biological process: photosynthesis. NCBI's taxonomy places the organism in Eukaryota, Viridiplantae, Chlorophyta, Mamiellophyceae, Mamiellales, Bathycoccaceae. The record is from RefSeq and is a predicted model, not a curated record. Gene Ontology annotation, cellular component: photosystem I; photosystem I reaction center; chloroplast thylakoid membrane.
CGCGACGCGCACGGGACUCGCGCACGAUGAACGCGCUCGCUCAGGUUCAACUCUCCAGCAAGGUGACCGUUUCUGGUCUCAAGCAAACCGCGCGCGUGAACGCGCGCACGGUGAAGACCGCCGCGCACUGCUCCGCCGCCGAUGUGACGCGCAAGGCGGCGUCCUUGGCCGUCGCCGCCGCCGUCGCGGCGACGCCGUUGGUCGUCGUCGAAGAAGCCUUCGCGCGCGACGUGCAACCGUACGCCGGUUUGACCCCGUGCAAGACGUCCAAGGCGUUCGCAAAGCGUCAAAAGACCGAAAUUAAGGCGCUCCAAAAGCGUCUCAAGAAGUACGACCCGGAAUCCGCCCCGGCGCUCGCCCUCAACGCGACGAUCGAAAAGACGAAGACGCGAUUCGCCAACUACGGCGAAGCCGGUCUCCUCUGCGGUAAGGAUGGUCUCCCGCACUUGAUUGUUGAUGGUAACCUCGAGCACCUUGGCGAGUUCGCCGUGCCGGGCUUGGGUUUCCUCUACGUGGCGGGCUGGAUUGGCUACGCGGGCCGCUCCUACGUUCAAAUGAACAAGGAAACCGCCGCCAAGCCGACGCAAGGUGAAAUCAUCAUCGAUGUCCCGAAGGCGCUCGGCUUGAUGUUCCAAGCGGGUGCGUGGCCGCUCCUCGCCGGUCUUGAGCUCAAGAACGGUACGCUCACGGCGCCGGAGAGCGAGAUCACCGUCUCCCCGAGAUAAGCGACAUAGUAGAAACUCUCGAGCGCUUGCUGUACGAUCACGAGGACCUUCCUUUAUUAGUCAGAAGAAACGCGAUUUGUGAUUGCCAAACAUAAUGCUUCUUU